This is a messenger RNA of Centrocercus urophasianus (Greater sage-grouse), 3855 nucleotides long. RefSeq names its product histamine receptor H1 (gene HRH1). Gene Ontology annotation, molecular function: G protein-coupled serotonin receptor activity; histamine receptor activity; neurotransmitter receptor activity. Gene Ontology annotation, cellular component: membrane; dendrite. Lineage: Eukaryota; Metazoa; Chordata; Aves; Galliformes; Phasianidae. Gene Ontology annotation, biological process: regulation of vascular permeability; chemical synaptic transmission; G protein-coupled receptor signaling pathway, coupled to cyclic nucleotide second messenger. The transcript is spliced from 3 exons. The coding region runs from base 341 to 1765 and encodes 474 amino acids. The record is from RefSeq and is a predicted model, not a curated record.
CAGCUCUUUCUCGGGCUACACCGGUCCUGAAGAAGGGCGAGCCUCGCUCCGCGGUGGGAAGGACCGCUGCCAGCUCCGCACCCCCGGGGCGGGACAGAGCAUCCCAACCAAGGAGCCCGACAAGGAAAGGAGGAAAAAGGGGAGCCCCCUCCCCAUCUGGCCUCGCGAAUGUUCCUAUGUCAACAGCACAGAAGCCACUGUAUUCAUUGGUUCUGCUGAGUUCCAGCAUUAAAAAUUACAAAGCAACCCAACACACUGUCACCCAGGAGUGUAAAUCAAGAUUGAGUUUCCAAGUCUGGGGCAUCUUCUCUGAUUUUCAUUCUCUGCUGUUGUACAAAAGAUGUCAAAAAACACAACAGAGAACUCAAAUUACACUCACAUAGUUCUUCUAGGCUUUUUCCUGGCUAGCAUUUCACUGGUCACUGUUGUCAUGAAUGUAUUAGUAUUAUGUGCUGUGAAAACUGAGAAGAAGCUGCAAACAGUUGGCAACUUAUACAUUGUUAGCCUCUCUAUUGCAGAUCUUAUCGUUGGUGCAGCUGUUAUGCCCCUUAAUAUUGUUUAUCUCCUAAACCAUGUGUGGACUCUGGGCUUAACAGCAUGUUUGUUCUGGCUGUCAAUGGAUUAUGUGGCCAGUACCGCAUCUAUUUUCAGUCUCUUCAUACUAUGCUUAGACCGUUACCAUUCCAUUCAACACCCCCUGAAAUAUCUCCAGUAUAGAACAAAAAUGAGAGCAUCACUGGUGAUUUUGGGAGCUUGGUUGCUCUCUUCCUUAUGGAUCAUCCCAAUCCUAUGGUGGCGUGAUUCUGCCAAUGAUGAGAAAAGGAAAGGAAAAACAAACUGCGAAACUGAGUUCUCUCAUGUCACUUGGUUCAAAGUGUUGACAGCCAUUGUCAAUUUCUAUCUGCCCUCUAUCAUAAUGUUGUGGCUCUACUGUAAAAUAUUCAGAGCUGUUCGAAAACACUGCCAACAGAGAGAAGUCGUCAAUGGAUCAUACUGCUCUUUCUCUGAGAACAAAAAUGUAAUUCAUGAUAAGGCAAAGGCCAAGCAAAGUAUUUGCCUCCAAAAGCAAAGCAUACAUGAAAACACAACUCAUAAAGACAAACAGAUGUCGUCUGAGUGCAGAAGUAUGGCAGCAAAACCGCUUUUCAGUAAGGCUGACAAGUCUUCAAAGGCUUUUGUUAGCAGCAGUAAGAGCAAAGCCUUUAAAUCCAGUUGUUCACCUCUCACCACUGCCCAGUCUGAGCCAGAUCUGGAUAAAGCAGGAAAGAAGAGUAUGUGUGUAGAAAAGGACAAUAAAAAUGAAGAGGAUCCUCACUCACAGGACAGCGACAUAAGUGCUGCAUCAGACAGCGAUACUUUCACAGACAACGUGCCUUCUGGAGAGCAGCCCAAUCCUAAUCCUGAUAGAGCCUGCACUCCUCAGGAAAAUACAGAGAACAGGGAUUUCAGAGGACUGACUUACCUGAGGAAAACCUGGCAAACCCUUCAUACUCAUUCCAGAAUACAUCUUCGAAUACAGCACGUGAACAGGGAGUGGAAAGCAGCUAAGCAGUUAGGGGUCAUAAUGGCAGCCUUUAUGCUGUGCUGGAUUCCCUAUUUUGUGUUAUACAUGGUAACUGUUUUCCAACACCGUGAACAGUUUUACAAAUUACAUAUGUUCACUAUAUGGCUCGGCUACGUGAAUUCCACCUUAAAUCCAUUCCUGUAUCCUCUUUGUAAUGAAAAUUUCAAGAAGACAUUCAAAAAGAUCCUUCACAUUCAGUAAUAUCACACUGGCUGUUUUUCUGAGGUAAAAAGCAACCCAUAAAAUCAAUCAAAUGAAAUGUUCCAGUUUCAAAGGCAAAUACUGUGAUAAAUUAGAAGGCUUUGGAAAACUAAUUUAUAAACAAGUGUUGGUAAAAGUGGGAUAUGUUCAUAUAACAGCUUCAGCAUGUUUGAAGAAUGGAUUCUUAUCAGGAAUCCGAAAAGCUCAGUAGCCAGUCUCAGAUCUGUUACACUAUUGUAAAUAUUUUAUGAUUUGAGAUUCUCUCUUUCGUCAUAUAGAACUAACCUGAGUGUACAAAAAGAGAUCAUCAGGGAUUAUAAGUUACUCAGCUAUGGAAAAGGCAGAAAGAGAACACUGUUCCUGUGAUCGGUCAAAGAUUUUUUUUCUUUUUUAACUUACUGCUUUGAACAGGGAACACACUGCUUGUGAAGAGAGGUCUUCUGCAGAAAGAGGUACUUUGCACAGUUAAAAAAGAAGCUUCUACUGUUUGAAGAAAUCUACACUGUUUAUUUAUAGCUUUCUCCAAGUCAUACACUUGUUCGGAAGUCAUAGUUUAACCUACAGUAUCUACUUAAUAUCAGGCUUGCUUCAUUUAUACCAGUACACUUCAACUUCACUGAAAAAAGAAGUAUUGUUUGUCCUACACAUUUUGCUAAGACAUUCCGAACUCAAGAUAAUAUCAAGAAGGGUAGGCUGUUGUCUCUGACAACAUAUUUUCUUUGAGAAUAUACCUGAUUGUGGCCUAUAUGUAUUUUAUUCCUCCUAUGACUUGGCAAAUAGCCUAAGCAUGCAGAAGCAAUGCUAAUGCAUAUCUUUAUGACAGGCAAACUCUUCUCGCUACAGUGAGACAAAGUCCUAAGCAGCAACUCAAGCUUGCAAAACAGGAAAUAAAAUACAUGAAGUAUUUUUACCUUUCCUGUCCUUUACUUACAUAAGUUGUGCUGUAAACACUGUUAAAUAUUUUAGAAGAAGCAGAAUGAUAGAAUACUUAUGGUUGCAAAGAGUCUUAAGAAGCCACUUAAAUACAGCCUACAACUCAAAGCUGUGCUUUUGCAGUAUCCUCAGGGCCUCAUCCAUUCAACAACACAUGAAAAGGGCUUCCUUUGAAAAAGCUGGAAGGCAGCUUUGACACAGAGGUUUGCAGGUUUCACCCUAGCAGCUCAAGUCAUUCCCUCGUUAAGCCAUCCAUUUCACUGUUUCUAAGUAUGAACAGCGCAGUGAGGUAAACCCUACUUUCCAGUCAAAGGAAGAAAACAUGGUUCCUUAGCAAAAGAAUGCAGUCACCUACAUUACAUGAGCUGCUGAUUUAACAGAACAGUUACAUCAACAUAAACCAAAAUCUGCAGAUUGGGAAGAAAGAUGCAGAAUUGAGGCCAAGGAGAUCUCUGGUCCUGUAUGAUCCAAAUACGUCAAGACACACAAGUACGCAAGUGAAGCAUUCAUUUCUGUACUGUAAUGGAACUAAGCGAAAGAAACAUUUUGAGCAAACACUAAAUCUGACCUCUGGGGCAAAAUUGCUACGGGACUCCAGUCAGUUUUAAGAGGACCAGAACCAGGGGGCUGGACUCGAUCUCUAAAAGUCCCUUCCAGCCCCUACAAUUCUGUGAUUCUGAGAUUCUGUGAUAUCUUCAGCAGCAGAUGUCAUAUUCGUAUAUAGUAAUGAAUUGCAUUUAAUGGUGAAUGUUCCAUACAUUUUAGGAACGGUGACUGGGGAGGCAUCCUGAAAGUUCACUGUGAAAAGAAUAUAUUCUCGUUUGUGGGGGAAGAUGUAACUGUGAGCGAGUCACCAAAGAACUUAUCAGACUCUUUGAUAGACCUUAUCACUGUGAAACCUCGGGAGACCGGAGUGUGUGACAGAGAGCAAACAGUGUCUUUUUGCCUAUAAGGGUGAACAGGAGGUUCUUUCCUAUGCCUUGUUAAUCUUGUCACACUUAAGAAACCUUUCAUCCUUUAUCACUGUUGUUUGGGAGAAGUUAGGGUCAAUUAACUGAUUAGAGGAACUGUUGGAGGAACAGGAAUUUCUUGUUUGUAAAUGAGUGGUAUAUAAGAUGUAUGUUGAACACAAUGAAGUACAACUAUUCUGAUGCUAA